AUGGGCGUUCCAGAGCAAAACCCAAUACCAGUCGCGGCUGAAUUGCCCGCGGCUCAGCAGAGAGGUAACGGCUCCGGAUCUGAAGGUGUUCUUACCCCGGUCGCGAGCAUUCCAAAGGAUGGCAUUGAUCCCAAAGAGGAGAGGGCUUUCCUCAUCUGGGGCAUCCUCACAUGCUGCCUCUCACUUGUCACUAGCGCGAAGCAGGUCUACGGUCUACGUUUCCUCAUCGGCUUCUUUGAGGGCACAGCUUGGCCCGGCUACUUCACUCUCAUCAGCCAGUGGUACAUGCCUCACGAGGUAGCUCUCCGCAUGAGUCUAUACAACAUCGCUCAGCCGGCUGGGGCAAUGCUUUCAGGCGCGAUGCAAGGGGCGCUUUCAACAAACUUUGAAGGUCUGCAUGGGCGCUCUGGCUGGCGCUGGGCAUUCAUCAUCAACGGCGUUUGUACCAUAGCUGUAGCUCUCGCCGCGUUCUUCAUUCUCCCCGGCUACCCCGAACGCCCGAAUCCCCUUGCAAAGUUCUACUUGAAGCCCAAGCACAUUGAGAUUGCCCUUGCCCGUGCUCGCAGGGUCGGCCGCAAGCCUCAGAUUGGCAUCACGAUCAAGUCGUUCGUGCGAUGCUUCUCUUUUUGGCAACUGUGGGCUUUUGCUAUCGCAUGGCCCAUUGGUGGUAACUUUACGCCAGCCAGUUACUUCAACUUGUGGCUCAAGUCAUUGAAGAACGCAGAUGGAUCAGUCAAGUACUCUGUUGCCAUGCUUAACUACUUGCCUAUCAUUGGCCAAGCCGUCCAACUCGUGGCAGAGCUGCUCUUCAGUGGCCUCAGUGACUACUUUGGCGUUCGACUGCCAUUCUUACUUCUGCAUUCGGUAAUUAUCUUGGAUCUUCAGACUUUGUUCCGCUUGGCUGAUAUCGUGCAGGUCAUCAACAUCACUUCACAGAUUAUCCUCAUCAUACGACCCAGCAACCAACAAGCCUACAUGGCUGGCUGGUACAUGAACUACAUCGGAGCUGUCUCCACGAUGCUGCUAUGCUCCUGGGCUUCGGCCCACCUCCAAGGCGAGCCCGAGGUGCGCACCGUCCUCUUCGCCAGCGGAACUGUCCUUGCAUACAUCAUGAGCGCCUUCAUCCCCAUCGCUGCCUUCCCGGCGUCAGAGGCUCCGCACUGGCGAAUCGGCGCGAAGCUGUACCUAGCCUUUGCCUUGGUUUCGGCUGUCAUUUUCGUUGGGAUUCACUUUGCCUUCAAGUGGGAGGACAAGAAGAAGGCGAAGGAGGCGGUCAAGGAAGAGUCUACGGGCGAGCCGGAUAAUGCGCAUUCGGGUGUUAAGUCUGCGGAUAGUGGGGAGAUUGCUGGCACUGUUGCUGGUGAAGAGGCUUUGGGGAAGUUUCAAGACAAGCCCUGA
This is a messenger RNA of Colletotrichum fioriniae, 1398 nucleotides long. NCBI's taxonomy places the organism in Eukaryota, Fungi, Ascomycota, Sordariomycetes, Glomerellales, Glomerellaceae. The record is from RefSeq and is a predicted model, not a curated record.